AUUCAGAUCCAGCAUCAUUCAGAGAACUCAACUCGAGCUGUGAAGACGUCCAAAUAAAGUGCUCCGAUUAAAAAAACUAAAGUGUUCCAAGUGCAAGACUUUAAAGUAAUAUUCGAAGUCUACUUAGGCAAAUUUUCAUAAAAGUCACGCAGUGGAUCUCUACGCGGAUUUGCAUAGAUACCAAUUAAAGAACGCAUCGAAUCGGACCCAUAUAGACCAUCAUAUCGUGUACGAUGGGUGGCAGAAGUCGAACACUUCAAUUGGUAUUCCUAGCUCUAAUUGCAAUCGCUCAAUGGCAGACGAUUGCGGCGGGGCCAGUCUCAAACGAGGAGCUGCGCGGAACCAUCCAGUCGCUGAUCUACUCCUACAACCAACUGGACAAUAAGUUGGAGCGCCACGAGCAUCGGGAACGAGCCUUGGGAGAAUUGCUGAAGAAGGCUCUGCAAUCCCUGCAAAAGGGUCAGAAGAGUCUGGAACCCAUCAAUGGGAUUUUCGGACGGCUGGACGAGAGGGUCAGCCAAAUAGAGACCAUGUUGAUUACGCAAGAGGAGAAGUACAACUCGCAGUCGGAUCGCUUCAACCAGGCCACGGAGCACAUGUUCAAGUGGAUGAGGGAGAAUGACGAGUGUUUCAAAAGGCCACCGGUUAGUGCCAACCUAAUAGCUCCUCCAGCCGCGCCCCCUGCGCCCCCAGCGAUUCCGAAGGAGUUCCUGGAGGAGCAGAAGCGUCUCAAUACCAAAUUGCUGGAGGAGAUUCAGAAGCUAACUUCCAGUGUGGCCGCUUUGAAGGAAAGCAGCCAGAAGGCGGCCGAUAAAACCCAACAGAACUUCGAGAAACUGCCCAAGGGAGCGGAAUUGCUGUCCCAGAUCGAGGCCAAAUUGCAGGAGCAUUCCGCUAGCGUGACCACUGCUGCUCCGCCCAAAACCAAUGAAUUCGAGGUCCAUGUUUUGGGUAGCUUGAAUUCGCUGGGUGGAAAGGUGACCGAGUUGAGUGAAUCUGUUCAGCGUCCGGUUGCUCCAGUUGGCCUGACCGAAAAGGAUCGCUCCUUCAUCCAGGAGCUCAGUAACGACACCCUCAACGCCUUGGCGCAGCUCAAGAGCGAGUCCUCUGCCACACAGAAAUCAGCCUUGACGGAGACCACGGAGCGACUGCAGCAGACGGAGGCCAAUAUCCAGGCGGAUGUUCGCCAGCUGUCCACGGAAGUGGGCAUCCUCAAUAAAUUCUUCGCCGCGGCCAAUGAGAGCAAUGUCAAGCUAAACGAGGGACUGGAGGCUCUGGGCAAGUUCAACAACAUAAUCAUGACCAAUUCGGAGGUGGUUUUGGACACACAGCGUAAGGUGGAGUUUGGAACACUGAAUGUGGUGCAGCGGGUGGGCAAACUGCUGGAGGAGGAGAUGACCAAGCUGAGUGGGCUGCUGAAGGAGCGCUUCGCCACGCUGGACGGCACGGUGGUGAAUACACAACAAGAGGCGAACAAGAACAUCAGUGGACUGCUGGAGACAGAGCUGAACCAGGUGUGGCACCGCAUCGAGAUUAUGGCUGGCGAGAUCAGUCAGAGCAGGGAAAUGCUGGGAGUGAUGCAGUCCGCAUCCGAUGGCUACAUCAACAGCACGCUGGCCACAAUGAUGGGACUGGGCAGCCGGGUGGAGGAGACCAAGAAGCACAUGAUCGACAUGGACGAGAACCUCAACUUCCUGCUGGGCAAACUGUCACUGAUGUCCAGCGAGUUUGCUAACAUCAAGAAGGGCUUGGCCGAUUCCCUCGAGGAUUUGCGCAACUCCUUCCAUGUCAUCCACGAGCGAAUGCCCACGGGUCCGGGGCCACAUAAUACCGAUAAGAACAAGUAUCUGACCGAUGUCAAUCUGCUGUCCAAGCGCCAUGCUGAACCUGAAAGGGAAUAGAAGGGAUUCGCUGGGAAUUAACAAGAUACAAUACUCCUAACCAUAGCGUCUAAGUCUGCCUACUUACAUGUAAACAUUUAGUUGCACUUAAGUCAAUAGCACGGCACAACAAUCUAUACAUCUUCACUUGUUGCUUAAACCAUUUAAAAGUAUACAAAUAAAUGAAGUUUAAGAUAUCCAAAGAAAAUAUAUAAUUUCAUUACAUUAUAUUAUUACUUUAUAUAAGUGCUAUCGACCUAAUCGCAACUGUACAUACUUAUGUCAAAAAUCGAUCUUAAAAACCUUAAACCCUGCCCCGAAAUACACUUUCUUUACGAACAAUA
Drosophila elegans is the source of this 2224-nucleotide messenger RNA. RefSeq lists its product as uncharacterized. Bases 234 to 1901 code for a protein of 555 amino acids. Lineage: Eukaryota; Metazoa; Arthropoda; Insecta; Diptera; Drosophilidae. Gene Ontology annotation, cellular component: plasma membrane. The record is from RefSeq and is a predicted model, not a curated record. The transcript is spliced from 5 exons.